This is a messenger RNA of Tetrahymena thermophila SB210, 372 nucleotides long. RefSeq names its product transmembrane protein, putative. Lineage: Eukaryota; Ciliophora; Oligohymenophorea; Hymenostomatida; Tetrahymenidae. The transcript is spliced from 3 exons. The record is from RefSeq and is a predicted model, not a curated record.
AUGCUGUCUAACUUUUUUUUAAAAAAUUUGGCUUUAAAAAAAAUUUAUUUGUUUAUUAUUAGAGAGAUAUAUAUUUGUUUAUUUGUUUAUCGAGUGACUGAAAGUAUCCCUUAAAAUCAGAAUUCUUUUUAAAUAUAAAAAAUUGACUUAGAGUAAAUUUAAAUAUCGUAUUUUUUAGUUUAACUAUGGUUAUAUCUAAAAGGCUUACAGAUAUUCAUUUUCCUACUGUUUAAGAUAUAACCUUAAAUAAUUAUCAAAUACAUUCAGAAAAUAAAAAUUUAUUUGAUUAUGUCUGUCACUUCUUCUCUAACAUUUAUGCUCAAAAUCAGUAAGAAACCUUUGAUGUAUAUUAAAAUUUUGUAAUUAAAGUGA